This is a messenger RNA of Vigna radiata var. radiata (mung bean), 3241 nucleotides long. RefSeq names its product nitrate regulatory gene2 protein. The transcript is spliced from 6 exons. Lineage: Eukaryota; Viridiplantae; Streptophyta; Magnoliopsida; Fabales; Fabaceae. The record is from RefSeq and is a predicted model, not a curated record. The coding region runs from base 694 to 2985 and encodes 763 amino acids.
AACCAUCUUCAUGGAUUUUAUUCUCUCUCUUUUUUCUCACUCACUCACUCACUCUUCUCUGCUGUGCUUUUUCUUUUUGUUUUUUGCAUUAUUUUUAAUCUCUCUAGGCUCUACCACUGCUACACCUCUUUUAAACAACCAAGGAAUGCUUCUUCACCGUGGUGACCGUACUCAAAACCAUCAAGUGCAUAUUGCCAAACACUAGAAAGAACCCUGUCUUCUCUUUCUUUCUCGAGCCCCUACUUUCUUUACCCUCUCUCUCUCUCUCUCCUCUACAAGUGUGCAGUCAUUUUUUUUUUCCUCAAGGACAUUUUUUUAGUCAUUUACUACUAAUGCUGGCUACUUUGGUAGUGUGUCCGAGGGAAUGGAAAACUUUGCUGCGUUGUUUUGUUUGUAAAGGUUCUGCUUGGAAAACAUCUACUGCGGUUUUGUCUCAGAAAGAGGAAUGGUUUUACUCCAAAACUUAGGAAAAAGGCUAUUUUUUGAAAACUUGUUUGUUUCUUUUAAAACCCAGUUGAAAGUUGGUUCUCUCUACCUGGGAAAGCUCCCUCCUUUUUUGUCAGAGAAAGGAGCAAGUAAGAGCCUUUCUCGCUAAAACCAUCCAGCCCUUGUUUAAGAUAAGGAACACUUGCACCACUACACUACACUACACUACACUACACUACACUACACAUUUGCGUGUGUGUGAGAGAGAUGGGAUGUGUUGCUUCCAAACUAGAGGAAGAAGAGGAAGUUGUGUCUAUUUGUAGAGAGAGAAAACGGCUGUUAAAGCUAGCUGUGGAGAAAAGAUAUGCACUUGCUGUGGCUCAUUGUAAGUAUUUUCACUCUCUCAAUGCAGUAGCUGCGGCCAUUAAGCUCUUUGUUGCACGCCACUCUUCACCUUCAUCACCUUUCCUCAUAACUUUCCCUCCUCCUUGCCCUUCUUCUCACUCUCCUUCUCCACCCUCCGAGAAUGUCAUCACUAACCCCAUGUUCCUCCAGCAGACACCCUCAGAAACCAAGCAUGAAGCCAUUGCCUGUGACUCAUGCAUCUCUUCAACAUCCUCAGACUCUUCUGAGGAAGAGACUGAAGAAAAAAGGGAAGGAGAAAGUGAACGCAAGGGAGAAGAACCGCAGCACGAACAACCAUGUGGGUACUAUUGCAUGCCUGUGACUAUGCCUAUGUCCAUGUCGAUGUCCAUGCCCGUGCCUAUGCCCAUGCCACCUUCAAUGCCAUCCCCUCAGAGAGAUUUUGGAUGGGACUUCUUCUACCCUUUUGACAGUUUGAGGAGUGAUAUGUGCGGCUACCACAGGAACUCAGACGAUGAUUUGAGGGCAGUGAGGGAGGAGGAAGGGAUUCCUGAGUUGGAGGAAGAAGUGGAGAGAGAAGAGGUUGAGCACAAAGUGGUGACUGUUGAAGAGAAUAAUAAUAAUAAUAAUAAUAAUAAAAGUAACAGUGAAGGUGUUGCGGAGCAAGUUAUUAGUGGUGUUGAAACAGUGAAGGUGGUGGAUGUGGCCACUGAGAAUCAAGGGGAGCAAAGGGGGCUUGCAGUUCUUGAUACACCUGCAGAGGGGAGAGAGCUGCUUGAAGCAUUGAAAGACAUCGAAGACCAUUUUCUCAGGGCUUAUGAUUCUGGAAAAGAUGUCACCAGAAUGCUGGAAGCUAAUAGAAUCCCCCUUCAUUCUAGUUUGGAUGAAAUAAAAGAAAGUUCGACUAAACUCAUUCAGGCAAUAACAUGGAAAUCCAUUUCAUCUAGGCAAUCGUCAUGCAAGAGUCUCAUGGCUCCAAAUACGAAAAAUUCCUCAACUUGGGUGGAAUAUAAGAAUGAUCUGUUUGAUGAUUAUGAAGGAAUGGAUUCGGGAAGUCAUUUAUCAACCUUAGGAAGGUUAUAUGCAUGGGAAAAGAAACUCUAUGAGGAGGUUAAGGCUGGAGAUAGCACAAGGAAAAGUUAUGAAAAAAAAUGUGCACAGUUGAGAAGUAAGAAUGUUAGAGGAGAUGAUCUGCUGAGCACAGACAAAACCAAAGUUGAAGUGAAAGAUCUGUAUGCCGGGAUCUUGGUUGCGAUCCGACGGGCAGAAUCAAUCUCAAAGAGAAUUGAGAAAAUGAGAGAUGAAGAACUACAACCUCAAAUUGUUGAACUGUUAAAAGGCCUGACCCAGUCAUGGAAAAUCAUGUUGGAGUCCCAUGAAACCCAGAAGAAGAUUCUGUCUGAAGUGAAGUACUUCACAUGCACCACGUAUGAGAAAUUCUGUAACCAGUCUCAUGGAUUUGCAACUCUUCAACUGGAAGCUCAGCUUCGAAAUUGGCGUGACUGCUUCAAAGAGUACACUGCAGCACAAGAAGCGUAUGUUGAAGCAUUACACGGAUGGCUGAGUAAGUUCAUAGUCCCUGAAGUCGAGUUUUACUCGAGAAGCAAAAACGUCGCCUUGCCGUACGAAGUGAACGGACCACCUCUGCUUGUAAUAUGCAACGAUUGGUUAGCUUCCAUGCAGAAGUUACCUGAUAAAAUGGUAACACUGGCAUUGAAAAGCGUGGUGAAAGAUGUUAGAGCUUUGUGGCUUCAGCAAAACAAAGAGCAACAGCAGAAAAGGAAGGUAGAUAGGUUAACAAGAGUUUUGGACAGAAGAUACUCUUCAGGAGGACUACCUAAAGUGGAGACAAAGAUGCUUGAGCUGCAUGCCACUGAUCACGAAUCAAAAUGGAGUACUACUGAUGAACAAGAUGAGUGCAUGAUGGAGAAAAAUGAUCAUGUGGAGACACUGAGAAGAAAACUUGAAGUGGAGAAGGAGAAGCACCACAGUAGCAUGCAGGAAACACAGAGGAUCACGUUACAUGGAUUGCAAUCUGGGUUUUCUCUAGUGUUUGAAUCCUUGUCGGAGUUCUCCAAAGCAUCACAGAAAAUGUACAAUGAUCUUGUAAGUUAUAGUGAAAAAAGUGACAAGGUUGGGAACAUUACAUACAUAGAGGGUGACUGCAAUAUUGAAAGUUGCAACAGCCAAAAAUAGUGUUAGUGAGGGAUAUUUGAGGCUUUGGGUUGCUUUAUUGUCAGGUGAAAAGUAAGAUAAAGGAGGGAAUAUGAUGGAGUUGGUAACCUUGUCAUAGCUGAAAUGAUUAAUUUAAUGAGGUUGAGUGAGGGAAUUUUGUACAAGAUUCUCAAUUAUCUUGGUGCGGAUGUUAGAUUCGUUUAACAGUUAGAUUCAAUUGCUGGAUAUAUAUAAUUAUAUUUGAGGCAGAGUCCGACAACAUAUCUCCUGAUAGAAU